UCUACCAUUGCUGUUUACGAACGACCACUUUAUGUGUAUACAUAUAAAUUUCUGUAAUGAACAACGUCAAUUAAAUGACUAUAAUAAUAUUUCAGUGAUAAAGAACAAACGCAUAUUUCAUUAGUCAUUUUCUCCUGGAAUAUGUAAAACUCUCACAAACAGAUGUAUCCAGCUUAGCAGGCAUUGUUUUCGAUGCAAGCGAAUUUCACAUGCAAAUGGAAAUGUUCUUAUUGCAACUGAAGCGUAUUAUUUUCUAGUUUCAUUUCAAUCGGAAUAUGAAAGUUAUUUGGUUUGAUAACAGUCCAUUGGACGUAAAAAAUACGGAUCAUGUACCAAAUGGCCUAUAGCAACUUCAAUGAAACUUUUCUCAUGCGAAGGGAGAUCCCACUGGCGCAUGUAAAUUUCAAAGUGGUCAAUUUCAGCUCGCGUCUAUGAUUUGUUUCCAGUAAGAGACUAAUGUCCAGUAAUGUCGUAACGAAAUGUUUUAUGGAGCCGGAAAAUUGUACGUACGCAAGCGCAGUAUUCACAGGUCGGAAUUGUCCUGACGACGACGCGCGGCUAGUCGCACGCGAGCAUUCAACAUGGAUAAAAUAAUCCCAACAGAGACUGCACAGAAGGACAUAAAAUACGCCACGCAGUUGGUGAAACGGAUUUUAAGUAUAGUGGGCGCCUGGCCAGUUCUGGCCACUUCUUCGUUCUCCAAGAAGCUCGCACAAAAGAUCAAAAACUUUAUCUCGUACUUCCUAAUUCUGCUGCUGCUCAUACCGGGUCUCGCGCAAAUAUUCCUGAAAGAGAAAGAGACCAAAGUUAAACUGAGACUGAUGGCGGCGAUGAUCAACGCGGGAAUGCAGUUCUCAAAAUACACUCUACUUCUGUAUCACGAGAAGAAAAUAAUACACGGUUUAAAUUUGAUCAAGAAGGAUUGGAUGAGCGCCACGUCCGAAAAUCGGCUAAUUUUUUUAGAGAAAACGAAAAUCGGGAGGAGGAUAGUUCUGAUAGCGGCGAGCACGAUUUACAGUAGUGGCUUAGGAUAUCGCAUCUUCCUUCCCCUGUCUAGGGGAACGAUCGUCACUCCGGAUAACAUUACGAUUAGGCCAUUACCUUGCCCGAGUUACUUCAUCUUUAUAGACGAACAACAGACUCCGAGAUACGAGAUACUAUUUGUGCUGCAAAUCAUGGCUGGAUUCGUAACUUACACGGUGAUAGCCGGCAGCUGCGGGAUUUGCGCGCUUAUGGUGCUCCACGCGUGCAGCAUGCAGAGAAUCUUAAUGAACAAAAUGCGGGAUCUGGUGGAAGGAGCGGAAAUAUCCGAAACCGCGGUAGUACAUCAGAAAAUCGCGGAUAUUGUCGACUAUCAGACAAAAAUAAAUGAAUUUGUAAGGAACAUUCAAGGGAUUACAGAAUACAUUUGCCUGAGUGAAAUGUUAGGAGGCACGUGUCUAGUGUGCCUCCUCGAAUAUUGCACUCUCUUGGAAUGGGAGAAUAAGAAUACCACUGGUGUGGUCGUCUAUAUUAUGUUAAUAACAUCUUUCACAUUCAGUAUUUUCGUACUUUGUAACAUCGGUCAGCUGCUCGUCGACGAAAGUAACGACGCGGGGAAGACAUCGAGCACGUUAGAGUGGUAUCGGAUGCAAGCGAAACAGGCGCAUUCUUUGAUACUUAUUAUUGCAAUGUCGAAUUAUCCGAUGAAGCUAACGGCUGGCAAAGUGAUGGAAAUGUCAUUGACUACUUUCACAGAUGUCAUAAAAUUAUCAUUGGGAUACAUGAACAUGCUGCGUCAAGUAGUUUAAUCAUUGUAUCAGUACUUACAUUCACGAGAAAGAU
Molecule: messenger RNA, 1824 nt
Organism: Ceratina calcarata
Lineage: Eukaryota; Metazoa; Arthropoda; Insecta; Hymenoptera; Apidae
Product: odorant receptor Or2-like
Exons: 5
Coding region: 582-1790 (402 amino acids)
Biological process (GO): detection of chemical stimulus involved in sensory perception of smell; sensory perception of smell
Cellular component (GO): plasma membrane
Molecular function (GO): olfactory receptor activity; odorant binding
Source: RefSeq, a predicted model, not a curated record